AUGGAGGUGGAUGAGCGUGUCCACACCUUAACUGAGAGCUUCAAGCCCUUUGUGCCCAAAGCUUUCCCUGGUGAUCGGUUACUGGACCACUUUGCGGACCAUCUCCAUUUUGAUGAGCGUGAUCCUACCCAGGAUAGGCGCCCAUAUCUCAACGAGCUCGUCGCAAAAGUGAGGGCCAACCCUUUAACAGUACUGGCUGCAGCCAAUGGCUCUGUCCCUCGGUCCAACCAGUAUCAGGCGGCCUCGGCUGCCAUCAUCUACAAGGGUCAUUGCGAGCUCAAAAGGACUUGCUAUGUCUCAGGCAGAGUUACCGCCCCUGAUGUGGAGCUCAAUGCCAUUGCGUGCGCAGUGCACCUUGCUGUCAAGCAGGCAAACUGCCAACAUAUCAUGGUCUUUACUGACUCCAUGGGCUCAGCCCACAGAGCAGUGGACCCCUCUGUACACUCUGGUCAGGCUUUUAGUCUGUCAGUCUGUUGCGCUCUCCAGGAGUGGUUCGAGACAGAUGAUCUCUGCCGCAUCACCUUGAUUUACAUUCCAUCAGCUUUGCGGUGGGACAUUCAUGGUGAGGCACACAAGUACAUCACCGAGCUUAAAGUCAGGGUUGGACAUUGCAAGACGGACAAUUCUAUAGACAUGCUAUGCUCUCAAGCCGCGCACUCAGUCCUGGAUUUGUGGAGUUCCACUUUCCAGGAUCUGACUUACUGA
This is a messenger RNA of Cyclocybe aegerita, 705 nucleotides long. Lineage: Eukaryota; Fungi; Basidiomycota; Agaricomycetes; Agaricales; Hemipholiotaceae. The record is from the annotation of a GenBank genome assembly.